AAGUAUAAAAGGUAGUUUAUUUUGGAUGUAACCGAAAGAAAAAAUGUAAGUAUAUAUAGGCUGGUUGAGGUUCUUCCCGCGAGCUGAAAAUUUCGGUUUCACCGAAGCAACGGCUUCUUCAGCUUCUCUUCGUUUCUCUCCGAUACACAACAUUCAUAUAUCAAUUCGCCAUUUCAGGUUGUAGAUCGCAUUCCGCACGAUGUUGCAAUGGAUGGGAGGAUCAAGGCGGAAAGUCACUGCUUCAAGGAAGUCAACACAGAAGAGACAGAAGCAAUACUUUGAACAAAGGAAGCGCCAACAACAAAAUGUUCAGAUGAUGGGUUCAGAUAACCCUACUGAAAGCUCAGGCAUAGGUGGAGAAAUCCUCAAAGAACAUAUGUCUCUGGACAUUCUUAAUUUGCUAAACUUAUCAAAAACUGCACAGGAAUGCAAUUCUUUCUGCCAGAAGGGGAAGGAUGACGGAGACUACUUUUCUGGGAUGCCAGGCAGUGUCUCAACAAAUCAGCCAAAAAUAUCUACCAAAGUGGAGACUACUGUAAAUGCUUGCGGAUUUGAAGAAGAAAAAGCAGGAGCACCUGUAUGCUGCCAAGGUCAACCAUCACCAAAGAAGGUUUCACUAAGCGCUCCUGAUCACCAGAGUACUGCUUUUGAUGGACCAUCAAGCCAUUGUAAGACAGCAACUGAUCAAUACUCAGAAUUAUCUGUCAUUGAUUUUCUUUUUGACGAUGAGCUUAAUCCUACUGUGGAGAAGUCUCCAACCUGUGAAGAUCAUGUUUCUUUUUCACUUGAAGGUUUGGGUAAAGUUGGAACAAAGACACCAGUUCAUUCGCCACAACAACGGGCUAGAAUUCCAUGCAGAAACUCUUCAUUGCUAAAGGAUGGAAGGAAAACAAAGUAUCGAAACCUCAGCCACGUGCUGGAUGACAUUGAACUUGAAGUGGAUACAAUGAUGCAAGAUAUCGGGGUUUCGCCUAUCAGUUCAAGUUUCCCAUCUAACAAAUUAAAGCAUAGGUCAGCAGUUAUUGAAGACCACAAGUCUUUUUAUGACAACAAUGACAAAAAUGGCUCUUCCAUUAGUGAAGAGUUCUUCAGUAAGACUGAAAAUAAUGAAGACACAUGGAAUGCAUGUUCUCUCUUCCUUGACGAGAAAUUUGAUAUAGGGAUGGGAUAUGAUACCUCAUAUAAGAAGGCUUUUCAAAUGGAUUGUACAUCCCCUGAAUUAUUGAAAAGAGGGGCCAACAAAAUGGAGUGUUAUGAUUUUGAAGACCUUCUUCCGGUGAAAUGGCCUUCAGCAACAGUAAGGAAAGAUAUCAACAUGGGUGAGCCAUUGGCUUCAUUUUCCACAGACCAAUUAGAGGAUGAUUUUAACUUCUGUGGUUCUGGUAGGACAAGAUUAUAUGGGAACUUCAAUGCGCAGAAUUUAAUUCCAGAAGAUGUAAGAGACGGUUCGAGCUUGUUGAGCGAAGAGUCAAGCUCAUCCACUGUUGUGAGGGGUGACUUCGUCGUGCAUUCACCAUCACGAUUAGUGACAGGAGAGAACAGAAGAAAACAUAGAAAUGUUUUUGCAAGCCCUAGACAUAAGUACAGUAAUAAUGAAGAGAAGAAUAGAAGUCGGUCAAAUCCCUCAAAGCAAAAACCUUCUUAUUACUCAAACUCUUUUCUCCAGGAAGAGAUGGGUGCACAAAACAGUAGGAAGUUUGAGGAAAGAUACGCUUCAGUUGAUAGAAGUUCUGUUACCACUUCAUUCUAUCAAGAUUUAGAGGCAAACUUUUCAUUCUUCGGCGGCAAGAAUAGUGCUGAAGAUCCGUUUAGCGUCAAUACUACCCCUGAAUACAAGACCAGUCCUUCCUUUGAUGGAUUUAAAAAUGCUGCAACCCUUGAAGAUUCACCUCCUUGCAGUUUUACCUCAGAAAAGUUUUCGUUUGAUUGUUUAACUGCAUUCCCGAGUUUCCCAUCCUGGCCAACCGGCCCAUGUUUAUCUCCAGAUUUUCAGUUCAAAGAAGGGCCUCAAGACUGUGUUGGUUUUCAUUGUGAGACUUCGUCAACUGAUAUGUCAGUACAGGGAAGUGUGAACAAAGAGGAGAGACAAAUGAAAUUGCAAAAAGACUAUUUUGAGCAAGAAGGUAUUUUCAUGGGAGAUAAUGAAUUGUCCUCAGAAAAGAAAAUGGCAGUAGAUGCUCCAACUUCCAAUAAUCAUGAGCAAGAAAGUGAAGGCACAGAGGAUACAAAUCCCAAGACAACAGAGUGUCAUGAAACAGCUGAUUCUCCAGUUCUUGUAGAGGAGAUAUCCUCACCACUGAAGAUACCUGACAAACAUGAAAGCCAAGUAGAUAACCGAAAGAGCAAUUCUGAUGCUGAAACAGAAACUCCCCUAAAAUGUAAAAUUGCAAAUAAAGGUCAAGUGAUGUAUGAAAGCUACGUCUUUCAUAUGCGUGUUCAGAAGGUGUUGAACGGAGCUUGUACAAUAUCCAGAAGGAAUAACGCCUUCCUCAAACCUGGUUGCAAUAGAAUUACUCAUCAGAUUUAGAGAUAAAAUGAACAAUAAACAUUUUAUUUCCGCUAUGCAAAACUUUUUUGUCAUAUAUGUUUUGUUAUUAGUAUUGUAUAUCACUAAUAAUAGAAGCUUUCUAAUACUUACAUUCAAUUUAGUUUUAAAA
Messenger RNA from Cicer arietinum (chickpea), 2657 nucleotides. RefSeq lists its product as uncharacterized. NCBI's taxonomy places the organism in Eukaryota, Viridiplantae, Streptophyta, Magnoliopsida, Fabales, Fabaceae. The record is from RefSeq and is a predicted model, not a curated record.